AAUUCUUAGAAAGGAUUUUAGAAGAACCAAAACAUCACUGCAGGGUUAAGACAGAAGUGUCUCUUUGUAUCGGAAGAGAAAUAGCACACACAAAGAUGGAUCUUUUGUAUACCCUAUUGAGUUUCAUAGCUUUUUCUCUUCUGGGUAUCUUCCUAGUCUUCUGUUUCAUCAUGUUGACCACGAUUCUGGGAAAAUCCAUUGGAGACCCUGAUUAUGCUCCAGUGAAAGGAACAGUGUUUAACCAGCUUUUCUACUUCAACACACUCCAUGACUACCAUGCUGAAAUGGCCAAGACGAUUCCAACUUUUCGUCUACUGGCUCCUGAUCAAAGCGAGGUGUACACUGCAGACCCGAGAAAUGUUGAACACAUACUGAAAACCAACUUUGAUAAGUACUCCAAAGGCAAGUAUAACCAGGAUAUUGUGACUGAUCUUUUUGGUGAGGGGAUUUUUGCAGUUGAUGGUGACAAGUGGAGGCAGCAAAGGAAGCUUGCAAGCUAUGAAUUCUCCACAAGGGUUCUUAGAGAUUUCAGUUGUUCUGUUUUUAGAAGAAAUGCUGCCAAGUUGGUCAGAAUUAUCUCAGAACUUUCCCAUCAGGGUCAAGUUUUUGAUAUGCAAGACAUGCUAAUGAGAUGCACUUUGGACUCAAUAUUCAAAGUUGGGUUUGGAGCAGAAUUGAAUUGCUUGGAGGGAUCAAGAAAAGAGGGAAGCAAAUUCAUGAAAGCCUUUGAUGAAUCAAAUGCUUUGAUAUAUUGGCGCUAUGUUGAUCCUUUCUGGAAGCUCAAGAGGUUUCUUAACAUUGGUUGUGAAGCUACACUUAAGAGAAACAUCAGAAUAAUAGAUGGUUUUGUGCAUGAAGUAAUCAAUACCAGAAAAGCACAAUUGGCAAUUCAGCAAGAAUCUAAUGCUAAAGAGGACAUACUAUCAAGGUUUUUGAUUGAGAGCAAGAAGGACAAAGAAACCAUGACUGAUCAGUAUUUGAGAGACAUCAUUCUAAACUUUAUGGUAGCUGGUAAAGACACAAGUGCAAACACUCUUUCAUGGUUCUUCUACAUGCUCUGCAAGAACCCUCUUAUUGAGGAAAAGAUUGUACAAGAAGUGAGAGAUGUGAUUUGUAGCCAUGAAAAUGAGGAAAGCAUAGAUAAAUUUGUGGCCAAAAUAACAGAUGACACCCUUGAUAAAAUGCAUUAUCUUCAUUCAGCGUUGACAGAAACCUUGAGACUUUAUCCUGCAGUUCCUGUGGAUGGGAGAGUGGCAGAGACAGAUGAUGUUCUUCCUGAUGGACACAAACUGAAAAGGGGUGAUGGAGUUUACUAUAUGGCCUAUGGUAUGGGUCGGAUGUGCUCCAUUUGGGGUGAAGAUGCAGAGGAAUUUCGUCCUGAAAGAUGGCUCAACAAUGGAGUUUUCGAGUCUCAAUCUCCAUUCAAAUUCAUAGCUUUCAAUGCUGGACCAAGAAUCUGCUUAGGGAAGGACUUUGCUUACAGACAGAUGAAAAUAAUAGCAAUGGCUCUUGUUCAUUUCUUCAAGUUCAAACUUGCAAAUGGAACACAAAAUGUGACUUACAAGGUUAUGCUUACGCUUCACAUUGACAAGGGUCUUCCUCUUUGUGCAAUUCCAAGGUCAUGAAGAAGACAUCAUUUUCUGUGUUUAUAGCGUAUGAAUGUUAUAUAUUUUCUAAACCCUUUUUCCCUUUUUGAUGGUAUUGGCUUGUCAUAUAUCAU
This is a messenger RNA of Vigna umbellata (rice bean), 1720 nucleotides long. Its product is annotated as cytochrome P450 704C1-like. The record is from RefSeq and is a predicted model, not a curated record. Gene Ontology annotation, molecular function: iron ion binding; monooxygenase activity; oxidoreductase activity, acting on paired donors, with incorporation or reduction of molecular oxygen. NCBI's taxonomy places the organism in Eukaryota, Viridiplantae, Streptophyta, Magnoliopsida, Fabales, Fabaceae.